This is a messenger RNA of Ruditapes philippinarum (Manila clam), 1957 nucleotides long. Its product is annotated as fibroblast growth factor receptor 1-like. The record is from RefSeq and is a predicted model, not a curated record. The coding region runs from base 140 to 1645 and encodes 501 amino acids. Gene Ontology annotation, molecular function: cell-cell adhesion mediator activity. The transcript is spliced from 14 exons. NCBI's taxonomy places the organism in Eukaryota, Metazoa, Mollusca, Bivalvia, Venerida, Veneridae. Gene Ontology annotation, cellular component: plasma membrane; axon. Gene Ontology annotation, biological process: axon guidance; homophilic cell-cell adhesion; dendrite self-avoidance.
UUUUAUUAACUCAUAUUUUUUCUUGCUAUAGUCUUCUGAAUUUAAAAGAGCAAAUGACGACCCUCAACACCUAAUUAUACGUAAUGUGACAAAGAAAGAUGAAGGUUGGUAUACAUGUCUAGCUGUGAACAGCGCUGGAAUGAAUUCUAGAAGCGCCUGGCUGACUGUUCUGAAUGGUAACAUUGAGACAGAAUUUGAGGAGCUAAAGGAAACAGACAAAAAUGAAUUUAAUACAAUAGAUUGGUACGAUUGUCAAGACGGAGUUGACGAUAAAGAAUUUGACGACCUAAAAGGACCUCCUGAUUUUACGAGACGGAGUCAUGUUAGAUUCCUCACAAAAGCAGUAAACAGCUCUAUAGACUUUGACUGCGCUGUCAUGGCUUUUCCUGUUGCAGAAAUAAAUUGGCUGAAGAACGGAAUUCCGAUGAAAGAGAAAACCGGAAAGUAUAUAUUCAAUCGUUACACGCUAACUGUUAAGUAUCUAACUAGUGAGGAUAAUGGCAACUACACAUGCGAAGUAAGAAAUGAGUAUGGUGCUAUAAAUCGGACUAUAACACUAGAAGUACAAAAGGAAUAUGGCUCUGCCCCAAUUAUGGAAGAUAUUAGUAAUCAGACGGUACUAACUGGCACCAACGUAACGUUUUCCUGCCGAAUAGUGAUGAGUGAUUCUCAGCCACUGUUGCAAUGGCUUCGUCAUUUCAAGAAAAAUGAUUCCUAUGUUAAUGAGAAAGGGGAGCCAUAUGUGAAGACUUUCAAGUCUUCUGGAUUUAAAAGUACUAUUGACGACCCUCAACAUCUAGUUCUGCAAAAUGUGACAAAGGAAGAUGAAGGCUGGUAUACAUGUCUAGUUGCGAACACCGUUGGUACGAAUUACAGAAGCGCUUGGCUGACUGUUCUGAAUGAGACAGAAUUUGAGGGGCUAAAGGAAACAGACAAAGAUGAAGUUAGAACAACAGAAUGGUACGAUUAUCAAGACGAAGUUGACGAUACAAUAUUUGACGACAUCAAAGGACCUCCUGAAUUUAAGAGACGGAAUCAUGUUCGAUUCCUAGCAAAAGCAGUAAACAGCUCCAUAGACGUUGACUGCGAUGUCAUGGCUUUUCCUGUUGCAGAAAUAAAUUGGCUGAAGAACGGAAUUCCGAUGAAAGAGAAAACCGGAAAGUAUAUAUUCAAUCGGUACAAUCUAACUGUUAAGUAUCUAACUCGUGAGGAUAAUGGCAACUACACAUGCGAAGUAAGAAAUGAGUAUGGUUCUAUUAAUCGGACUAUAACACUAGAAGUACAGAAGAAAUAUGGUUUUGCCCCAAUUAUGGAAGAUGUUAGAAAUCAGACAGCACUGACUGGAACCAAUGUAACUUUCUCCUGCCGAAUAGUGUUAAGUGAUUCUCAGCCACUGUUGCAAUGGCUUCGUCAUAUUAAGACAAAUGAUGCCUUUGUUAAUGAGAAAGGGGAGCCAUAUGUGAAGAUUUUACAGUCUUCUGGAUUUAAAAGUACUAUUGACGACCCUCAACAUCUAGUUCUGCGAAAUGUGACAAAGGAAGAUGAAGGCUGGUACACAUGUCUAGUUGCAAACAACGUUGGUAUGAAUUACAGAAGCGCUUGGCUGACUGUACUCAGUGAGACAGAAUAUGAGGAGCUGAGGUGAACAGACAAAAGUUCGUACAUUUGGCGUCACUGAUAAACAGUCGAGCAAAGAGUCGAAUUCAAAGGUUCAUAUAAUGCUGCCCUUCUACACCAGUCCUCGUAAUUGUUUGUAUAUUUAGUUUAAUAAUGUGUUUCCAUGCUUAUCUGAACUGCAGAAUUGAAUUCACAUUCAGUUCUAAAAUGUCAAGGCAGUUGUAUUCUUUAUUACACCUUGUAUUGGAGUGCAGGCAAAGACCUGCCUUGAAACUGUAUUUCAACAAACAUUUUGCACUAAUACUGCAUCUGGAAUGCAAUAAAAGUGUAUACCUCUUAA